Heterobasidion irregulare TC 32-1 is the source of this 3523-nucleotide messenger RNA. RefSeq lists its product as uncharacterized. Gene Ontology annotation, biological process: phospholipid biosynthetic process. The coding region runs from base 1 to 2820 and encodes 939 amino acids. The record is from RefSeq and is a predicted model, not a curated record. Gene Ontology annotation, molecular function: phosphatidylserine decarboxylase activity; calcium ion binding. NCBI's taxonomy places the organism in Eukaryota, Fungi, Basidiomycota, Agaricomycetes, Russulales, Bondarzewiaceae. The transcript is spliced from 13 exons.
AUGGUUGCAGCAGCCAAAAAACUCAAGCUUGGCCGCGCCCUGCGUUCUGCUGCCCGUCUUCCCGCCCGCGUCUCUUCAGGACGCGGCAGCGGCAGGAACGCCUUCUCCCCUAUCCCCGGCGAAGCCCCCAUCGUCUCCCUCCGCGUGCAGGUCCUCGGUUGCUCUGACCUCCUCGCCAAGGACCGCAAUGGCCUCAGUGACCCCUUUGUCGUCGUAUCGGUCCUGAGCAACAGACAGCAGACGCCCGUCUUGAAACGCACGACGAACCCCAUAUACCCUGCCAAGGAUGCGACCUUCAACUUUCCUAUCUAUCUGUCGCUCGCCGAUAAGCUCGGCGUGGUCGAGCUCGUCGUAUGGGACAAGGACAUGCUCAAGAAGGAAUACCUCGGUGAAGUCGGCCUGCCUUUGGAGGACUGGUUUAAGAAUGGCAUAUAUGCGUUCGACGAUCCUGAUAACGAGCCCUUUUCUCUCGACCUCCUCUCCACACGCUCGAAUACAAGUGUGCGAGGCAGUAUUCGUAUCAAGGUCGGCUUCGUCAACCCCCCAGACUUGUUCAACCUCGCCGACUUUGGUGAGACCUAUCAAGAGCUGAUCAAGCGCUCGAGGCCGAGCCUCGUUUCGGCACCUCCUAAAAAGCGCUUGCGGAAGUCGUGGGGCGGAAAGAAGACGGACUUUGACUUCAACGCAGCGAACGACGUUGUCGGGAUCGUCAUGCUAGAAAUUCAGGGUGCAAAGGACCUUCCGCGGCUCAAAAACAUGACGCGUACAGGCUGGGACAUGGACCCAUUCGUCGUGAUUUCGUUUGGUAAGAAGGUCUUCCGGACGCGCGUCAUUCGGCAUUCGCUCAAUCCCGUCUGGGACGAGAAGCUGUUGUUCCACGUACGGCGAUACGAGACGGCGUUCCGGGUGCAGCUCACCGUGCUCGACUGGGACAAGCUCUCGUCGAACGACCACGUCGGCGACGCGGCGUUCGAUGUCUCGCAGUUGACGGCGAACGUCCCUCUCCGGGACUCCAAGACGGGCCUGUACCCUGAGGAGGAGGAUGGGAGCAGGACCUUUCAGGAGUUCACGUUACCGUUGUCGACGGCGAAGGAGAUGCCUUGGGAGUCGAAGCAUAAUCCCACUAUCACUUUCCGGGCAAAGUAUCAGCCGUACGAUGCGCUCCGCCAGCGAUUCUGGUGGCAGUUCCUGAAGCAGUAUGACUCGGACGAUACAGGCUCCUUGUCGCACCUCGAACUGACGUCUAUGCUCGACUCCCUCGGCUCGACCCUUUCGACGGAGACGAUCAACAGUUUCUUCACGCGCUGGGACAAGAAGCCGGUAGAGGACAAUCUCACGUACGCGGAGGCGAUUCAAUGCCUCGAAGCCGAGAUCUGCCGUCCGUCCAGCGAGAAGAAGCGCAUCGAGCAUGAUUACAAAGGGCUAGACACCUCCACUGCUGUGACGCCCAGUCUCAACGCCUCGGAUCCCCACACGACGUCUGCAUCCUCCUCUGACGCGGAAGACUCGUCGGCCAGCGGCGCGUCCGCGUCAGGGUCUGGAUCGGGGUCGAGGUCCGGGGGCUGGAGCUCGUCGGACGACGCAUUCGAGCGCGUGAUCAACGUGAAGAACUGCCCGUUGUGUCAUCGCCCGCGGCUGAACUCUAAGGCGGAGCGGGACAUCGUGACGCAUCUGGCGGUGUGCGCGAGUCAGGACUGGGCGCGCGUCGACAGGAUCAUGGUCAACAAUUUCGUGACGGCGAGCCAGGCGCAGCGCAAGUGGUACACGCGGGUCCUGUCGAAGGUGUCGUCGGGAGACUAUAAGCUCGGGGCUAAUUCGGCAAACAUUAUCGUGCAGAACCGGAUGACCGGUCAAUUGGAAGAAGAGAAGAUGCAGGUCUACGUGCGACUUGGUAUUCGGCUCUUGUACAAGGGUGCACGAGGCAAGAUGGAGGGCGCCAGAGGCAUGUAUCUGUUUUUGUCUCCUGUUCGCAUCGCUUUCUCACGACCGUUAUCAUCAGCGCGCCGGCUCCUCAAAUCUCUUUCCAUCAAACAAGGUGUCAAAUACGACUCCCCAGAAUCGGCACACGAUAUACCAUCCUUUAUUCAAUUCCAUAAUCUCAAUGUGGAUGAGAUCCAGGAUCCCAUUUCCUCUUUCAAGACGUUCAACGAGUUCUUCUACCGCAAACUGAAAAUGUCUGCCAGGCCUAUCGACGAGGCCGAGAAUCCUAACCGGCUUGUGAGCGCAGCGGACUGCCGUCUGAUGGCGUUUGAGACGGUGAACGAGGCCACGCGGCUGUGGAUCAAGGGUCGGGAAUUCACUGUCGCACGGCUGCUGGGCGACGCGUACAAGGGUCAGACAGAACGGUAUCAGGGUGGCGCCUUGGCCAUUUUCCGGCUCGCGCCCCAGGACUAUCAUCGAUUCCACUCGCCUGUCGAUGGCACAAUUGGGCCCAUGACGUACAUCUCCGGGGAGUAUUACACUGUCAACCCCCAAGCGAUUCGUACGACCUUGGAUGUGUAUGGCGAGAACGCACGCAAGAUUGUGCCGAUCGAUAGUCCCCAAUUCGGUCGCGUCAUGGCGGUGUGUGUUGGAGCGAUGAUGGUCGGGAGUAUCAAGACGACCGUCUCGGAGGGAGACCGAGUGAAACGCGGGGAGGAGUUCGGAUAUUUCGCGUUUGGUGGCUCGACGAUUGUGCUGCUGUUUGAGAGGGGCGUCGUCGAGUGGGAUGAAGAUCUGCUGGUCAAUGGUCGUGCAUCGCUCGAGACGCUCGUCCGCGUGGGCAUGGGCAUUGGCCGCCGACCUGGCGCGGCUCCUGCCACGACUGCGGGGAGCGCUUGAACGUCGAACACGCCGCGCUUCGUGAAUCUCGAAGCCUUCCUUGUUUUAUUGGAUAUCCCGGACUCGCCAUACAAAGACAGAGCCUAUCCAUCAUGAGAUUAGAGUUCACAUCCGCCUGCCCAGUCUUACCCGAUCGCUAUCAUUUUUAUGAAGUGUUUUUUUUGUUUUUUAUACACACCAUCACCGCCCCCUUUCCCUUCCUGACAAGUCCACCUGUUUGUGUUAUCUUCGCAUUCACUUUCCUUGGCAAUUGUUUAUCUACAGUGUACUUCUGCAAUAUCUUCGUCUUGGCCCAUUUCAGUUCACGUGGAAAAUUGUGGGCAGGUGUGUUGACUAGCUAGCUCCUGAUGACGUGGCCAUUUUCAGUUCACGUGGAAAAUUGUGGGCAGGUGUGUUGACUAGCUAGCUCCUGAUGACGUGGCCAUUGGAUGAUGUGGAGAAGGAAGGGGAGAAGUGUGGAAAUUCUUGCAGCUGUCUGCUCACAGAAGUUCUUGUCAUCUCGCAGAAAUUUGAAGCGUGUAGAACGUGAAAAGGAUCCGCUAAAUACCCACAUUGUUAUGAGUUCAUCAUAGGGGGGGUUUCAUGAAGAUUUGUAUGCUACAAGCUACGGCUACAGUACAAGUAGAAUGACUCAGAGGAUAUGGCUCUGUAGUGAGGUCAAAUAGCGCACGCUCAAUCGAAAUCACCUGUUCUCUCCAUUUCC